This is a messenger RNA of Exophiala bonariae, 1509 nucleotides long. RefSeq lists its product as uncharacterized. NCBI's taxonomy places the organism in Eukaryota, Fungi, Ascomycota, Eurotiomycetes, Chaetothyriales, Herpotrichiellaceae. Gene Ontology annotation, molecular function: DNA-binding transcription factor activity. Bases 1 to 1509 code for a protein of 502 amino acids. The record is from RefSeq and is a predicted model, not a curated record. The transcript has 2 exons.
AUGGCGACUGAUUCAAAUAUUAAUAUCACUUCCGCAUCUCUACGAGGCAGUCCUUCUGAUCGCAUCAUCAAACCUCGACCUCGGAAAGAUUCGCUGCAAUCUAUCUCCGGUUCCGACACCCAUCCGGGUCGGGUCGUGAAGCCUCGUGCUCGAAAAUCUCCCGGCUCUGGGGCAAAACGGUCAGAACCUGCUAAGCGCAAGUUUAUUUGUUCUUUUUCCCACUAUGGGUGUGACGUUGCUCUCAGUUCCAAAAAUGAAUGGAAGAGACAUGUCUCCAUUCAGCAUUUGCAACUCGGCUUUUAUCGCUGUGAUGUUGGUUCAUGUAACCCUGACUUGAACCCCAACGUUCCCGGUCAUAAACGCGUCUACAAUGACUUCAACCGAAAGGAUUUGUUCACUCAACAUCAUCGACGAAUGCACAAACCCGAGUCCGGCCCUGGCUCGGUACCAUUCCCUGCCAGUAAUGCAGAUGCCAAGGAUUGGAGAGCCUUCGAGGACAGCCUUGAAGAUGUCAGAAGUCGUUGCUGGGUUGAAAAGCGCAAACCUCCACAGCGAAGCACUUGCGGUUUCUGCGGCAGAGUCUUUGAAGGUGAUGGCAGUUGGAAUGAACGCAUGGAACAUGUUGGUGGUCAUUUUUCACGUGACAUUGUUGAAGCCAAGGAAGAACGAGAGGAUGAAGACUUGACUAACUGGGCCGUUGCUGAAGGUAUCAUCAAGGACGGUGGCAGCGGUCGUCAUGUUCUCAUUGAUCAACCUCCAACCGCUGGCGAGAGACCUUACAUGUCCAGAGAUCGAGAUGUCACCAUGACAGAUGUCCCCAGCUCCGACACUGCUUCACGCGAUCCUGAACAAUCUCCCUCGUUGAGUGCUUCAUCUCGGAACAAAGACUCUGAAUUCUACAAAAGUGAUAGUCCCCGUGACUCUCGUCGUCUCAGCAGUGCUUUGAGCUCUGAUGGCACUCCACGACCUACCUCUGCCGUUCCUCUGCUACAACCUUCUCCCAAUCUGAACUCGGGCACUCAGACCGCUACUGCUCAAUAUGGCCCUGUCACUGCUCCUGUCCUUGCACCUGCACCAUCUCCAAGAUCUGGUCAGCCUCCUGCAACGCCACCAAGCCGAGGGUAUAAUCUGGCUCCACCACCACUCGGCGCUGCCAAGGCACCAGGCUCUCCAACUUCCGCAACCGUCCCAGCAGAUGGAGGUAGUGGCGAUAGACUCGAGGAUCUGAUCAAUCAAUUGAUCAGACCUAAACCACCAAAAUCUCAUCGACGAUUGACCUGGAAAUGUGACUGUGCUUUGGAAAUGUCGGUUGACAUCGAUGAUGCUGAUAGACAAGUCAUCGAGAACCUCCAAGAUAUCAGCAUUGUUUGCAGCAAGACACCCAGUCCAUAUCUCAAAACCAACAAGAAUGGAAAAUAUCAUGUUGUUGCCUGUGAUGAAUUGGCCACUUACAUAUCAAAUCAAUCAGUUGAGCAACACAAUCGCCCAAAUGACGUCACUGUAUCUUGA